CUGUGUUAUCUUCCUGACAGCUGGAGAAUCAGCUCCCAGCUGACGAAGUCUGCGAGGUUAAUUGUUAGAUAACCGUGAUAUUACACAAUAAGUAGCGACAAUUAUUGUAUGAGAAAAGGACGCGAUGGAGGUCGACUCAGUGUUCUACACUGAUCGCAGUGGAAGAGUCACCAGUAACCCACUGCUGGACCAGCUCCCCAGCUACCAGUCCCUGUUGUACCGUAGGAAGUCGUCGACUGGUGGCUCCAAGCGGAGAAACAGCUCUAGAGCUCGGCUCAGCUCUUCUGGCAGUGGGAAGUGGGCCGUGAGCACAGUCAGCAGACAUGAGGAGAAGCAGAAGGGUCAGACGGAGCAGAGACCCAUCAGAGAACUAGCCAAGACCAUGGCUGAGAAACGCAGAGACAAGACGCAGCGCCUGCAGGAGGCUGGAGAGCUCAGCAGCUGGAGACAGUGGAGGCAAAGCACCCGCCGGUAUCUGAGGCGGAUGAAGGAAGAUGCCCAAGAAUGGCUGAGCUCCCUGAAGCUCUGGAGGGGAGACAUUCACCUGAUAGAAGGGAUGUUUGGCACAGGGAUCCUGUCUUACUUCUCCUUCCUGCGCUUCCUGGUCAUGCUCAACCUGAUCAUCUUUCUGCUCAUGUUCAGCUUCGUCAUGUUUCCCAUCAUCAUUGCCCCCUACGCUUCAGGGAAUACCACCUACAACCAGAACGAUGGUAGCCCGUGCAGUGUGUAUCCAAGCAGCGCUCGGCGAGGCCUGGUUAUUUUUCAUGAACACAUUACAGAUCUGCUGUCUGGUGGAGGCUUUCUGGAACAGACCUAUCUUUUCUACGGCUACUACAAGGUGGACAAAAUCCACUUCCCACACAUCACUUAUAAUCUGCCAUUGGCAUACCUGCUGGCCACUGUAGCAUACCUGUUCCUCAGUCUCAUCUGGAUCGUUAAAAGGUCUGCCACGGGAUUCAAACGAAACCUGGUUCAGGAUGAGGAUCGCUUUCAGAGUUUUUGCAACAAGAUCUUUGCUGGCUGGGACUUCUGCAUCACCAACGAGAACGCUGCGAGGCUGAAGAGGAGCAGUCUGCUCUACGAGCUCAAGACGGAUUUGGAAGAAGAGAGGAUCAAGCAGAAAAUAGCGGAUCGCACCCGCAAAGAGAAGUGUCGGAUUUUGCUCAUCCGCCUCAUCCUCAACCUUUUUGUCAUCGGUGUACUGGCUGGUUGCUUCUACAGCAUUUAUGUAGCCACCAUCUUCUCCCAGAAAGCACAGAUGGAUAAAAUAAAGGAGAAUUUUAUUGUGGAUCUCAUCUAUCAGUAUCUGCCAUCGAUUGUUAUCACCUUGGCCAACUUCAUCACCCCCCUCCUCUUCUCUGUUAUCAUCAAUUAUGAGGACUACUCUCCUGCCUUCGAGAUCCGCUUCACUCUCAUGAGGUGUGUCUUCAUGCGGUUGACCAGUAUUGGGGUUUUGCUUUUCUCUCUAUGGUCCCAGAUCACUACGUGUAAAGAGGAGCCCUGCACCUGUGGCUAUAACCAUUUGCUUUACUCUUGUUGGGAGACCCGUGUGGGCCAGGAGAUGUACAAACUCACCAUCUUUGACUUCAUCAUCAUUGUCGCAGUCACCAUCUUUGUGGAGUUUCCCCGAAAGCUGAUUGUGAAGUACUGUGACUGUGGGCUGGUGAAGUGGUGGGGCCAGCAGGAAUUUGCAAUUCCUCAAAAUGUUCUAGAGAUCGUCUACGGGCAGACCAUCUGCUGGAUCGGCACGUUCUACUGCCCGAUGCUGCCUGCCAUCUGCACCAUCAAGUACUUCUUUAUCUUCUACAUCAAAAAGGUAUCACUGAUAAAUAACUGCCGUCCAGCCACGCGCCCGUUUCGAGCGUCGAGCUCCAACUUCUUCUUCCUUGGCGUGCUGCUGAUUGGCCUGGCCCUGGCCUGUGUGCCUGUCACUGUUAGUGUAGCCCAAAUAAACUGUUCCCAGGCCUGUGGACCAUUCGUUAAUUACACCACCUCCUGGGAGGUGCUGCCAACUACGGUAUCCCAGCUGCCCAAUGGAGUCCAAGCCCUGCUCUUCUUUCUCUCAUCAGAGGCCUUUGCUGUCUCCUUCUUUGUUUUUACAUGUUUGGCCAUGUUCUAUGUGGUUGCACUUGCUGGAGCUCACAAGAAGGUUAUUAACCAGCUAAGGGAUCAGCUAGCCAUGGAGGGCCGUGACAAACGUUUCCUGAUCCAGAAGCUGUGCCAGGCCCAGAGGCACUCAGCGAUCAAAUCUCAAGCGUCCAAACCUAGGCUCAGCAGAAGCAGAAGCACUUCCAGCUACCAUACCAGCUUCUCCAACAAUUUCAAUGAAGCGCUGUUCCUGGCACACUCACCUCCGGACUCCUCCACUCAUCAGCUCAGCUGGUGCGGAACCGGAGGCAGCGUGCUUUGGCUCGGUCAGUCAGCCAAAAUGUUGAGAAUUACGAUCCGGGCUGACAUGGGAUCCCUCUGGGUGUUAUUCUGUAUCAUCUAUUCUCAGUUCUUGACCGUGUCCUCUGAUGACAUAGUGGUGGCAUGCGGGGGGUUUGUGAAGUCCGACGUUGAAAUCAACUACUCUCUGAUCGAGAUUAAACUGUACACCAAACAAGGUUCCUUGAAAUAUCAGACGGAUUGUGCUCCAAUCAAUGGCUACUUCAUGAUCCCGCUCUACGACAAGGGAGACUUUGUUUUGAAGAUUGAGCCUCCUCUUGGAUGGAGCUUUGAGCCUACCAGUGUCGAGCUCCAUGUGGAUGGAGUUAGUGACAUCUGUACUAAAGAGGAAGACAUCAACUUUGUUUUCACUGGUUUUUCAGUCUCAGGAAUGGUUCUGAGUAAGGGCCAUCUCCUGGGUCCGGCAGGAGUAGAAGUCAAACUGAGCCGAGCGGGAACAGAGGAGAAACUCCAGAGUGUCAUCACACAGCCUGGAGGAAAGUACACCUUCUUCAAAGUACUCCCUGGAAGUUAUGACAUCACGGCUUCCCAUCCCUCCUGGACCCUGGAGCAGAGUUCUACCUCAGUGCACGUCUCCAAUGCCAAUGCCCCGGCCGCAGACCAUCUGGUGGUUGGAGGCUACGAUGUCUCGGGGGAAGUCCGAAGUGAUGGAGAGCCCAUGAAAGAGGUCACCUUCCUACUGUACUCAGCCGCAGUCAAGAGAGAGGACGUCAGUGGCUGUAACACCUCCCCAGUGGAGGGGGCAGAUUCUGGGGACAGCUCCCUGGUCUACCUAUGCAGCGCUCUGUCCAGGGAGGAUGGCACCUUCAUCUUCCCCUCUCUGGCCAGUGGAGACUACACUGUGGUGCCUUUCUACAGAGGAGAAAGGAUCACUUUUGAUGUUGCUCCAUCCAGGAUGAAUUUCAAGGUUGAACACAACAGCUUGAAGCUAGAGCCCAUCUUCCGAGUCAUGGGUUUCUCAGUGACAGGCCGAGUUCUCAACAGCGUCGGUGGAGAGGGUGUAUCUGAUGCCACGGUGUCACUCAACAACCAGAUCAAAGUCGUCAGUAAGGAGGAUGGUUCUUUCCGGUUGGAGAACAUGACAGCUGGUACCUACACCAUCCGUGUCAACAAGGAGCUCAUGUUCUUCGAGCCAAUCACAGUGAAGAUUGCCCCCAACACACCUCAGCUUCCCGACAUCAUCACAGCAGGGUUUAGUGUGUGUGGCCAGAUCUCGAUCAGUCGCCUGCCUGAGGGCAUGAAGCAGCAGGGUCGUUACAAGGUCACCCUGACACACCAGGGCCAGGACAAGGCUUCCAGUCGGACCAUCGACUCUGAUCCUCAGGGGGCCUUCUGCUUUCAGGCCAAACCUGGAGACUACAGCGUCCAUGUGUCUCUCCCUGAGGCAGAGGUGAAAGCAGGCCUUGCUCUUCAGCCUCAAGCCCUGGAGGUCUCCCUUGUGGACCGACCCCUCACAGACCUCCUUUUCACCCAGUUCAUGGCUUCUGUCUCUGGAAAAGUCUACUGUCUAGCGUCCUGUGAUGACCUCUCGGUAACCCUGCAACCAGUGAGUCGGCAGGGAGAGAGAAGGACGGUGCCUCUGUCUGGCAGCAGCGACGUCCUCAGCUUCUCCUUUGACAACGUUCUGCCUGGGAAAUACAAAGUGAGUAUUUCUCAUGAGGAGUGGUGCUGGAAGCACAAGUCCAUGGAAGUGGAAGUUCUGGAUUCUGACGUCUUAGGCGUGGAGUUCAGACAGAUUGGCUACAUCCUGCGUUGCUCCCUCUCCCAUGCCAUCACUUUGGAAUUCUUCCAAGAUGGCAGCAAACCUGAGAACGUCGGCAUGUACAACCUCUCUAAGGGAGUCAACCGAUUCUGCCUGUCCAAGCCCGGUGUUUACAAAGUCACCCCUCGCUCCUGCCAUCAGUUCGAGCAGGACUUCUACACCUACGAUACCUCGGCCCCCACUAUCCUGACCCUCACUGCAGUGCGGCAUCACAUGACUGGGCUCAUCACCACCGACAAGAUUCUAGACGUCACAGUUACCAUCAAGUCGUCCAUCGAGAGCGAGCCGGCUCUGGUGCUGGGUCCGCUGCGGAGCUUGGAAGAGCAGCGGCAGGAGCAGCAGCUGCAAGAAAUUCAACUACGCCGUCAGGAGCGGGAGCGUCGCGCCGCCGAAGAGGACGGAGGUGCCAGAGAUGAUAGCCCUCCAAUCCAAGAGAAGGCUGAUGAACUGACAGGCCCAUUCCACUAUGAGUUCUCCUACUGGGCCAGGGCUGGAGAGAAGAUCACAGUGACUCCCUCCUCCAAGGAACUGCUGUUCUACCCACCUGAGGUAGAAGCCACUAUCACUGGAGAGUCCUGUCCAGGUCGGCUGGUGGACAUUACGGGACGUGCAGGUCUCUUCCUGGAGGGGAAGGUGUCUCCAGAGCUACAGGGUGUCGAGAUCUCCAUCACUGAAAGAGGAGCAUCUGCAGUCCUCAUUACUGUGGCCACUAAUGAGAUGGGAGCAUACAGUGUGGGUCCUCUUCACAGCGACAGACAGUACGACAUCAGUGCCAGUAAAGAGGGUUUCGUCCUGAGUCCUGUGGAGGGAACCCAGGGAGAUUUCAAGGCGUUCGCUCUGGCUGGUGUGACCUUCAAGAUCAAAUCAGAGGAUGGUCAGCCCCUGUCAGGCGUCCUUCUGUCUCUGAGUGGAGGACAGUUUCGCUCCAACCUUUUGACCCAGGACACUGGCCUGCUCACCUUUAAUAACCUGAGUCCUGGUCAGUACUACUUCAAACCCAUGAUGAAGGAGUUCCGCUUUGAGCCUGCGUCUCAGAUGAUUACAGUGGAGGAAGGUCAAAACCUCAGUAUUGAUAUAACUGGGAUUAAGACUGCAUACAGCUGCUACGGUGCGGUGCAGUCUCUGAGCGGGGAUGCAGAGCGGGAUGUUGCCGUGGAGGCGAUGGGUCAAGGAGAGUGCAGCCUCUACAGCGAGGACACCGUCACAGAUGAGGAGGGCCGCUUCAGACUCAGGGGUCUGCUGCCUGGUUGCAAAUAUCUGAUUCAGCUGCGUGCUGAAGGCAACGACCACAUAGAGAGGGCGCUACCACAACACAGAGCUAUAGAGGUUGGCAGCAGUGACAUUGAAGGGGUCAACAUCAUCGCCUUCAGGCAGAUCAAUCAGUUUGACCUCAGCGGAAACGUCAUCACGUCCCCUGAACAUCUCCCAACACUAUCGGUGAAGCUGUAUAAAAGCGACAAUCUGGACAAUCCAAUCAACAGCGUCUCUCUGGGACAGUCCCUCUUCUUCCACUUCCCUCCUCUGGACAGAGAUGGAGAGACUUAUGUUCUGAUGCUGUACUCCACGCUGUCCCGGUCGCAGUAUGACUUCACUCUGCCCCAGGUCUCCUUCACCUCCACUGGCUACCACAAGCACGUCACGCUCACCUUUAACCCCACUCGUAAAGUGCCUGACCAGGAUGUUGCCCAAGGCUCCUACAUAGCUCUGCCUCUCACUCUGCUGCUCCUUCUAGCAGCUUACAACCACGAGAAGGUGAUCCCCCUGCUGUUACAGGUCGUGAGCCGUAUCCAGGGAGUGAGGAGCAUGGCCCAAGCCAGUGGGGACAGUGCCGCCGUGGAUGAAGCCAAACGCCAGGCUAAGAGACAGAAAGCCAGGCGUACAUGAGGCCACAACCACGGCUCGCCUCAGACCACACCUUUGUACGCUAAAUAGCACACUGGCACCUGCAAUCCCAGCCGCGGCAAGCACUGGGUUAGCCGGGUGAAACUUCUUCAGUAGCUGCGGCUAAUGACAGGUGCUGGUAAACUGUUUAGCUCGCUAAGAUGUGAUUUAGCCCCAUGUGAAGCCCAACGUGAACCACUCGACACGCAAUGACCACCACCUCAUUAGCCAUUCAGAUUCACUGGACUGAUAGCUGACAUUUAACAGGUUGUUUUGUAUGUUUUUUAGAACCUUUUUUUUUUCCCCAGAACACUCAUUGUCUAAAAAAAACAUUGUCAAUAUUUGUGAGCCAUUUUUAUACAUUUGUAAUUUAUCUAGGUCAGCUAAAAUUGUUUGUGUUUUGAAAGCACUUGAAUGCUUUUGAUAUCUAUCUAACAUUGUUUAGGACUGUCAGGCACUGUGGAAAACAAAGUGUCUCGCCUACCAGCAUUGGGCUCGAUUCAGACAAUACGCAAAGGGAAUUUUCCAUCAGAAUGUAGUUUUAGAUCUAAUCAUAACUACCAGUAUUAGCUUUGUGAUUUGUAAGAUUUAUGGUUUAUAUUGGUUUGUAUGGGCUCAAAUAAGGGUCAAGAACAUUUUCAGCUUGAGAAACAUCUUUUGGCUGUAUAUCACCUUUGUGAACCUGUUCUCAACAAAUAAUGAGAGAAAUUGAAGUUAAGGAUGUCCAAAUGAUAUUUGUGCUAGAAAAUUUUGACCAUUGAACACUCUGAACUACAAAACUCUUUGUAAUAUCCACAGACCUUUAACAGAUCUACAAAGGGUGAUGAAUUACUAUAAGCUUUGAAUUAUCUUAAGCAUCAUUUCACAAGCUUAAUAUGUUUUUGUCUCUUAUUUGAACCCAUAGAUUUGAACUUAAACUGCAUUGACCGCUAUAAUGCCAUCACAAACAAACAGGAUUCUGUUGACUGCUAACUCUGACUGAAACACAGCCAAAGAUGCUGACGAGCCAAUAACUGCUUUAUACCGUUGUCACUUAAAUCUAGAACGCCCACGUGUUGUCCAUCCACUCCUGAUGGGAUUUUAUAAGCUGUUAAGCGUGAUGCAAGAUUGACUUGAUGUCAGUUUCUCUGUUAGCUCAGGAAAAUGAUGGUAGAUAAGAUGCUGGAUAUAUGGGUUUGAAUUCUGUGAGGAGAUUUAUUUUGUUUUUGUUUUUUGAGUGGGGGUGGCCAGGGGUGGGGGGGGUGGCAGGUAGGGAGCUACAGGGGAUAACUGAUAGUUGAUUAAUUUAUUAACAUGUGUCUAAUCAGUUGUGAAUGGCUUUCAGAAGUGUGGCUGUUAUUUUUUUUUUUUUGAAUGAUAUCUGUCAGAGGAAGUGUGUGACAAGCUAUUUUAAAGAGCAAUGUAAACUCUAAGAAGACUCCCACACACAGACGUGACAGUAAGUGAGAAUAUCUAAAAAGAUUCUGUCAUGACCUUGAGUUAAACUUAGAAAGAUAAGGCAGAAUUGUAAUUUCAUAAGCUCAUUGUCUUACCACUCAGCUGUGUAAUGCACUGUGAAAACUAUGGACCCCAAUUAUUUUUCUGUAUUCAGUUCAUCUGCUCUGAGUUGUGGCUGACUUUCACUGAAAGAUGAAAAGGCCACUGACUAUUUACUGAGUUGAAAGAUAUUCCAAUUAGUCCACAUUUAGGGGGAGUUGAUUAGUUUGGUUGG
Molecule: messenger RNA, 7802 nt
Organism: Toxotes jaculatrix (banded archerfish)
Lineage: Eukaryota; Metazoa; Chordata; Actinopteri; Toxotidae
Gene: nomo
Product: nodal modulator
Cellular component (GO): endoplasmic reticulum membrane
Molecular function (GO): carbohydrate binding
Source: RefSeq, a predicted model, not a curated record